Molecule: messenger RNA, 2348 nt
Organism: Lagenorhynchus albirostris (white-beaked dolphin)
Lineage: Eukaryota; Metazoa; Chordata; Mammalia; Artiodactyla; Delphinidae
Gene: MLX
Product: MAX dimerization protein MLX
Biological process (GO): regulation of transcription by RNA polymerase II
Cellular component (GO): nucleus
Molecular function (GO): DNA-binding transcription factor activity, RNA polymerase II-specific; protein dimerization activity; RNA polymerase II cis-regulatory region sequence-specific DNA binding
Source: RefSeq, a predicted model, not a curated record
UGCAGUGGUUAAGAGCAUGGCUUUUGAAGCUAGCCAGACUGAGGCCAGUCUUGGCCCUAUCACUGACUAGCUGUGUGCUUUUGGAUACGUUUUGGACUUUGUAGUUACCUCAGUUUGCGUAGCUUACAAAGUAGCAUGACUUGGCCAACAGGCUCUUUGAAAGCGUCAAUUCCACAACUAUCCUGCCAGACUUGGGCUGGGCGUUGCAGGAACAUCCUACAACAAGCCACGCGGGGCCUCUGGCCUCACAGAGGUUGCACCCCGGAGGGGUCGGACGAGGUGGCCGACAAGACUGCAGGUCCGGGAAACUCGUCCCGGUCCUCGGAAGCUGGCUGGCCUCGGCAGUGCGCGUGCGCGCAACUCUCUGCGACACUGCGUACAAGCCUUUUGCGGGGAGCCCGUUUCACCGAAUGUGCUUCAUGUCGCGGCGGCUGGGACGCCUGCCCUGAGGAAGGGCAGGGACGGGCUGGUAGGACGGCCCCAAGACCGCCGGGGGCCAGCCCGCGGGCAGGUUUCCGGUUCGGUGGGUCGGAGAUGACGGAGCCGGGCGCCUCUCCGGAGGACCCCUGGGUCAAGGUCGAGUAUGCGUACAGCGACAACAGCCUGGACCCCGGGCUUUUUGUAGAAAGCACCCGCAAGGGGAGUGUAGUGUCCAGAGCUAAUAGCAUCGGUUCCACCAGUGCCUCUUCUGUCCCCAACACAGAUGACGAGGACAGCGAUUACCACCAGGAAUCCUACAAGGAGUCUUACAAGGACCGGCGGCGGCGAGCACACACUCAGGCUGAGCAGAAGAGGAGGGAUGCCAUCAAGAGAGGCUAUGAUGACCUGCAGACCAUCGUUCCCACCUGUCAGCAGCAGGACUUCUCCAUUGGCUCCCAAAAGCUCAGCAAGGCCAUCGUUCUGCAGAAGACCAUUGACUACAUCCAGUUUUUGCACAAGGAGAAGAAAAAGCAGGAGGAGGAGGUAUCCACGCUACGCAAGGACGUCAUGGCCCUAAAGAUCAUGAAAGUGAACUACGAGCAGAUUGUGAAGGCACACCAGGACAACCCCCACGAGGGGGAGGACCAGGUCUCUGACCAGGUGAAGUUCAACGUGUUUCAAGGCAUCAUGGACUCCCUCUUCCAGUCCUUCAAUGCCUCUAUCUCCGUGGCAAGCUUCCAGGAGCUGUCGGCCUGUGUCUUCAGCUGGAUUGAGGAGCACUGUAAGCCUCAGACCCUACGGGAGAUUGUGAUUGGUGUUCUACAUCAAUUGAAGAACCAGCUUUACUGACCAGCUCUUGGAACCUGCAGAACAGCCAACAAGAGGCCUUGAGUCUCCUACUUGGCCGUGGAGCCACUGGGCUUAUGAGAUUGGACUGUGACACUGCACACCAGUCAGCUGCUUUCUCCUCAGUGUUUGGCUCCCCAGCUCCCCCCUCCCCCUCAGCCCCAUCUUCAGUGGGGCUGGGGAGGGGGGAAGGUUAUUAUGAAAGCUUUGAUUAAUUUAUUAUACUGACCAUAGAUCUCAAACCUACCUAGUCUUUCCCCCUCCCCAUGGAAGUCCUCGGGAUGGGGUCUGCUCUGGGAACCCUAGAAAGCUCCUGGCCUCUCCCUUUGUCUAGGCCUCAGGUUUCUGCUCCCGUUUGGUAACUACCGUUUGCCUGUUCUGGUCUCUCUGGCAACCUUUAGCCUGAGUCUGGCCACUUUGGCAGUAGUUGGAUGGGAAGGAAGGAGGAAGGGAAAACGCUCUCACAGCCAUGAAGGGUGAAAGGUGGCCUCAUGCCUAGGCUAGGGCUGCCUGGUCAGCCCAAGGUGAGGCCAGAGCUUUCUCUGGCCAGCUCAGGGCAGGGCUGCCAGGUUCCUGCCCUUGCCCCCUACUCUGGGUGGUGGAGGGAAGCAACCUCCUCACCUACUCCUGUCCUCUGUGUCCCCACAGGCAGUAGCACUGCACAGCAAAGUCAAAUGUGACACAACACUACAUAUUAAAUUUUUUAAUUUUUCUAAACACCAACAAUGCAAUUUUGCUAAAGUUACAAUUUUGGAAAACUGGUCUCAAGACCACUCCCAGGCUUUCUGUCAAGUGUAUCUGGGUCUCCACCAUCUCAGUGCUGCCUGCAUUUCUCCCAGGACUUAGGGUGGGGUGAAGGUGGGUAGAGAAGAUUUUCUAAAGGUCUCCUGGAGUGUAGAGCCCAGGAGAGUCCUGGGUGAGGCCCUGGGCUCCUUGAAUGCUAUGCAUAGUAGCCUCUCCCUCCCUUGUCCCCCAAGCUCUCUUUUGCCUUCCUCAGGUUUGAUAUCUGGGAGGUUUGAUUAUCCAGAGGAAAUUAAAUAUUUUUAUAUCAAAUUAUAUUACAAUAAAUAUUGCCAAAUGCU